Molecule: messenger RNA, 2057 nt
Organism: Marmota monax (woodchuck)
Lineage: Eukaryota; Metazoa; Chordata; Mammalia; Rodentia; Sciuridae
Gene: Setd6
Product: SET domain containing 6, protein lysine methyltransferase
Exons: 8
Coding region: 16-1575 (519 amino acids)
Biological process (GO): peptidyl-lysine monomethylation
Cellular component (GO): nucleus
Molecular function (GO): protein-lysine N-methyltransferase activity; protein binding
Source: RefSeq, a predicted model, not a curated record
GCCACGAGUCGGACCAUGGCGACCCGGACCAAGCGCCCGCGGGUGAGUGGCGGGCGGCCGGCACCCGGCCCAUCGCUCUGCCCCGCCCUGAGGCAGCCAGCGCGCGCCACUGCGCCCCCAGCCGCAGGUCCGGUUCCCCUCUUCCGCGUUCCCUCCCCCAAGCAAAGCGCGUCUCCCGCGCGCGCGCGCCGCCAUCCCCGCGGGCUCCCUGGGGCGGGGCUUCGUCACUCGGCUCAUUUAUCUCAGGUGGCGCAACCGGGGGGCGGAGGCGAGCCGGACUCCGACCCUGUGGCUGGCUUCCUGAGCUGGUGCGGGCGGGUAGGGCUGGAGCUGAGCCCCAAGGUGGCGGUGAGCCGGCAGGGCACUGUGGCCGGUUACGGCAUGGUGACUCGUGAAAGCGUGCUGCCCGGGGAGCUGCUAUUCGCAGUGCCGCGGGCAGCGCUCUUGUCGCCACACACCUGCUCGAUCCGGGGCUUGCUGGAACGAGAGCGAGACGCGUUGCAGAGCCAGUCGGGCUGGGUGCCACUGCUGCUGGCGCUGCUCCAUGAGCUGCAGGCCCCAGCCUCGCUGUGGAGCCCCUACUUUGCGCUGUGGCCCGAGCUGGACCGCUUGGAGCAUCCCAUGUUUUGGCCAGAAGAGGAGCGCCAGCGCCUGCUGCAAGGCACAGGUGUCCCGGAGGCAGUGGAUAAGGAUUUGGCCAACAUUCGCAGCGAGUUCUAUUCCAUCGUGCUUCCCUUCAUGGAAGCCCAUCCGGAUCUCUUUGGCCCCAGUGUUCGCUCCCUGGAACUCUACCACCAGCUAGUGGCCCUUGUGAUGGCCUACAGCUUUCAAGAACCACUGGAGGAAGAGGAAGAUGAAAAGGAGCCGAAUUCCCCUUUGAUGGUGCCUGCUGCAGACAUACUAAACCACUUAGCCAAUCACAAUGCCAAUCUAGAAUACUCUGCAGAUUAUCUUCGGAUGGUGGCUACCCAGCCCAUUCCUAAAGGCCAGGAGAUUUUCAACACUUAUGGACAAAUGGCUAAUUGGCAACUUAUUCACAUGUACGGUUUUGUUGAACCAUAUCCUGACAACACGGAUGACACAGCAGACAUUCAAAUGGUGACUGUCCGUGAAGCUGCAGUACGGGGAACAAAAGGUGAAGCUGAAAGGCUCCAACUAUAUGAGCGCUGGGAUUUCUUAUGCAAACUGGAGAUGGUAGGGGAAGAGGGUGCAUUUGUGAUUGGUCGUGAGGAGGUGCUAACUGAAGAGGAACUGGCCGCCACACUCAAGGUCCUGUGCAUGCCUGCUGAGGAGUUCAGAGAGUUUAAAGACCGAGAUGGAUGGGGAGAAGAUGAAUGGGAAGAGGACAGACUAACAGUCACAAAUAUCCCCAAGCUCAAAGCAUCAUGGAGACAGCUUCUACGAGACAGUGUUCUUUUGACUCUGCAGACCUAUGCCACAGAUUUAAAAACUGAGGAGGAUGUACUCAGUAAUAAGGAGGCCUAUGCAAAACUCAGCUGGAGGGAAAAGCAGGCCUUACAGGUUAGGUAUGGUCAGAAGAUGAUCUUACAUCAGUUAUUGGAACUGACAAGUUAGCAGAUUAUUUAACUUCUUAGUCUAAACUGACACUUUGUUGCUCAAGAAGGGGAAGGUUUGGAUCUUCUGCAUUUAUUAAAUACCAAAUGGAAAAGAAGCAAAGGUGCUACUCUAAACUCUUGAAGGUGACACACUUUAGGGUUGGAAUCAACAGACUUGGGAAUUACUGCUAAUAAUUAAGAACAGCACAUUUUAUAGCCACUUUAACAAAAGCCAGGAGAAAGAUGAUAUUCAUAGCACUUAGUAACAUGGACUUUAGAGGAAGACCAGAUUCAAAUCUGGGUCUGUGGUGAGGAAGUCACUUUAGUAAGUAAUAUCACUGAAAUUGGCUUUACUUGCACUUUCAGUUGUCUGAGUUUACUCUGGAUGGCAUGCCUUCCAAUGGAUAAACCUGAAGAUACCAAGGACAGUCCCCUAGACCUCUGUUGUUUUAUGGGUAGGGAGGAAAAAAAGGGUCAAAAUUAAAGGUAGGGUAAUUAUAA